Messenger RNA from Penaeus chinensis, 981 nucleotides. RefSeq names its product U-scoloptoxin(01)-Cw1a-like. Gene Ontology annotation, molecular function: chitin binding. Bases 68 to 502 code for a protein of 144 amino acids. NCBI's taxonomy places the organism in Eukaryota, Metazoa, Arthropoda, Malacostraca, Decapoda, Penaeidae. The record is from RefSeq and is a predicted model, not a curated record. The transcript is spliced from 4 exons. Gene Ontology annotation, cellular component: extracellular region.
GGCAGCCACGGCAGGAACACCUCCUUCUUCCACGUCUGUUUCCUCGUCUUUUCCCGGCGUCUUCGUCAUGAGCAAGAUUCUCUUUUUCGCGGUGGUGGGCGUGGUCUCGAUGGGCGUGGCCUCCGCCUUGCCCCGCCUCGUGAAGAGAGAUUCCACCCCCUUCGCCUAUGAGCUCCCGUCGAACGCCUCGCGGAUCGUCGGGAACAUCAACACGGGCUUCGACUGCUCCAACCUGGGCUACGGUUACUACGCCGACCAGGCCAACGGCUGCGCCAUCUUCCACAUCUGCCACCCGUACCAGGAUCCCGAAGGAAACUUCUUCACUAGGAUGUUCUCCUUCUUCUGCGGCGAAGGAACCAUCUUCGACCAGUCCACCCUCACCUGCAACUUCCCCGAGUACGCCCUGCCUUGCGAAGCCGCCGCCAGUUACUAUAACAUCAACGAUUAUUUCGGCAGGGAGGAUGUUCAGUUCCGCGACGGUUCUGUUAACGGUAUAUUCUAAGGAGAUUAAGCUGCCCUCUCCUUUACUCUAUUUCUCCACGUGAGGAAAUAUGUAUAAGCCAGAGGUGUGUGUGUGAACGAUAUCUGGUAGAUUUUUCUUUGUCCUUUUUUUUUCUUCUUUUCACUUAAAAAAAAAAAAAAAAAUAAUAAAUCAGGAAGUGCAGGAAGAGGAAGAGGAGGAGGAGAAGAAGAAGAAGAAGAAGAAGAAGAAGGAACGUGUAUGAACGUCUUUUUUCAAAUAUGAGGUCGUGGUAGAUUUUAUUUUCUCUAUUUUUCAUCUUUUUUCACUUUAAACAAAUGUUUUCAUCUAUUUCACGAAAAAAGGUGAAAACAAUGGUUUCAGAUCGUCAUGCUUGGGAAUGGUUUAAAUGGUUAUUAUUAUCAUUUCUUUUCCUAUUCUUCCUUCUACUACCUUUACACAGCGCCGCUUCUCGAAUUGUAAAUAUUAUGAUUAUGUGUAAUAAAAGCGAAAUACAUCAA